AUGAACACAACAGCUUUUGCAUUAACCACCUACAAUAGCAGUCAUCAGGCCGUACACACCUCCUCGGCGUGCGAAUUUACAACAUUCGAAUUUAAGUGCUUCCGUGCAACGGUUUAUACGUACAUGUUAGCCAUCUCUCUAACGGAUGCGAUCGCUCUCUUAGUGAAUCUGCCAACAGGUCUUGGAAGAUGCGCUGGUCACUUGGAGUCCUGCACCCAUCCCACAUUUAAGCGAUUUCGAUUUCACAUAUCAUACUUCACAGCCUACAUAAGAUUUGGCGUGGCAAACACAGCUGAAGCAGCCUCCGCGUGGUUAACGGUGCUGAUUUCAGUGGAGCGCUACAUGGCAAUGAAGUUUCCAAUGCUGGCGCUCACCUAUUGUCGGCAGGGCUCAGGAAAAAUGCACGUUUUUAUUAUUAUUCUCAUAGCCGUGGCUUUCAAUUUUCCACUCUUUUUCAUACUUCGAAUUUCACCCAAAAAUGUAACCUCGGAGAAAGGCGGGACCCGAACUGUUCUUGGCUCCCAAUUGACAGCCUUUGGGGAAUCAACAGAUUACGAUGUCUACACGUGGUUCCGUUUCGUCCUAGUCCAAAUUAUUCCCCUCAUUGCACUGUGUAUAUUCAGUACCCUUCUUAUCAAUGUGGUGAGUGAGAGCUAUCGCAAACCGCGUCGGAAUGAGGUGGCUGGCGCGGUAACGGGGCACAAGAAAACGCAGGAACUGAUGGAGAUCACCAGUGCGCGGAAAACUGGCAACUGUUUAAAGCAUCAGCGAGGCACAAAACCAAUUCAACUGGACCGGAGGCAGCGGGCUCAAACAAAACUGACUAUUAUGCAGAUUUGCGUCAUCUUUCUCUUCCUUAUUGGUCAAAUUCCGCAGGCCUUCUCGUUUGAGAAGAUCUCCAAUGCGAUAAUGCCACCGUGGUGUGGACGCUGCUGUAAACUAAAAAUCUACUAUCGCAUGUGCAGCAUGAUCCUCAGUCAGAUAAGCUACUCUCUCUCCUUCUUUAUUUACCUCAGCCUUAACAGGUACUUUCGAAAGACUCUCCUAACCUGCUGCAGGAACAAACCAGUGGAACAAUAUACCCGUGCAUCACGUGUGGCCUAG
This is a messenger RNA of Echinococcus granulosus, 1104 nucleotides long. Its product is annotated as G-protein coupled receptor. Gene Ontology annotation, molecular function: G protein-coupled receptor activity. Gene Ontology annotation, cellular component: membrane. Bases 1 to 1104 code for a protein of 367 amino acids. The transcript is spliced from 3 exons. The record is from RefSeq and is a predicted model, not a curated record. NCBI's taxonomy places the organism in Eukaryota, Metazoa, Platyhelminthes, Cestoda, Cyclophyllidea, Taeniidae. Gene Ontology annotation, biological process: G protein-coupled receptor signaling pathway.